This is a messenger RNA of Botrytis sinoallii, 1324 nucleotides long. RefSeq lists its product as uncharacterized. The record is from RefSeq and is a predicted model, not a curated record. The transcript has 2 exons. Bases 224 to 1303 code for a protein of 359 amino acids. NCBI's taxonomy places the organism in Eukaryota, Fungi, Ascomycota, Leotiomycetes, Helotiales, Sclerotiniaceae. Gene Ontology annotation, molecular function: oxidoreductase activity.
UUCUUCUCGACUUUGGUUUUAAUAUAGUAAAUAUUGGUAAUUAAUGGUCUCAUCUCAUUUGUCAGUUUGUGGGGUGGCGGGGUCAAAAUGCUACGGAUAUACCGGACGUCCGAUCUUCAUCUGGAUGAUGGCACCUCAGAUGGUAUCGAAGCUUCAUUAGCACAGAACUUCUUCUGCAGACAGAAACAUAUUCGAUACGUAAGUGUUGCUUCAAAUAAUAGCCAUGGCGUCUCUUGAAGAGUACUCAACUAUUCCGACUUCUGAUCAUGAUCACGACGUACAAUCCCAUGAUACAGCGUACAGCACCUUGGAGAAGUCGAAAUACCCAAUCAACUUUUCGAGAAUCUCAUGCGUACUCAUAUCUAGCGGUCUGUUUCUUAUGACUAUGUUGUUUGUCGUUAGUCACAUCGGUCAACUCACACAAUACCCCAAGUUGAAAAUAUGUGACAAUCCCAUUGUUCGUCGCGAAUGGCGCUCCCUUAGUAGAAAUGAGAAGCACGAAUAUUUCGAGGCAGUGAACUGUCUUCGUAGCAAGCCAUCCAUGCUAGGAACCAACCACUCGCUAUACGAUGAUUUUGGCUACUCGCAUAUACAGAUUGGCAAUUACACACAUGAAACUGCCGGAUUCCUGCCCUGGCAUCGUUAUUUCAUUCACAUUUACGAGCUGGCUUUGAAGGGCCAAUGCAACUACACUGGGUAUCUAGCUUACUGGGACUGGGAGCUAGACUGGUCAGACAUCGAAACAUCACCAAUCUGGGAUAACGAGGACGGGUUUGGGGGUGAUGGAACGGGGGAUCUCAGUGUAGGGGAAGGAAGAUGUGUAACCGAUGGACCCUUUGCAAAUAUGACCCUUUUUUAUUACGAAGAUAGCGAACAAGAGCAUUGUCUAUCUCGCGGCUUCCGACAUGGUUCUGAGAAAAAUCAGUUUGUUACUUCAAGACUCCAUCCAUCAUCUCUGCAGAAAGCAUUCAAUUCCCCUGACUAUAGAGGUUUUAAUCUUGCCUUGGAAGAUGGUGCACAUCGUGCUAUACCUGCAUUCUUGCAGGGCGAAUUUGGAAGUUUUACGUCCCCUAAUGAUCCGAUCUUCUUCCUUCAUCAUACACAAAUUGAUCGUUUAUGGUGGGAAUGGCAGAAAGUUGAUCCAGAAAGAAGGCUAAGAGACUACGGUGGAAAGGCAGGUACAAUCGAAUCCACCAGAGAAGCAUCGAUUGAUGACCUUCUUCAUGUCGGUAGUCUGGGACGAACAAUAGCUGUGUCGGAAAUAAUGAGCACGGAGACAGAAAUACUAUGUUACAUAUACUAAGUCAAAUGAUUCAUGGCAUGA